CCGAAGUGGAGCUCCUCCAGGGCGGCACGGUGGUCCGCUACAAUGAGAAGAUGCUGGCCCAACAGGACAUUUACGCGGAACGCCCUCCCUUUGGGGUCAAGAAUCUGAAAACUGGGAGUAUUACCACGCCAUUGAUUGAGAACGAGAUCAGGUUCCACACGGUGAACAGUAAGCAGCUGUCUAUCUGGCCCCCAAUUACAGAGAACGCAUCCCCAUUGCCCAAGGAAGCGGCUUCUUCGAAAUGGAGCUCUCCGAGUCCGGUAUCGUGAAUGUGGUGCACGACGAGAAGGCUGGCAAAUUAUUGUUGACGCCGCUUCGUCUGGGCCAGAGACUGGCAAGGAUGAAGUAGUAUCGCAGGACACCAUCGAGGUCCGUGUUGCUGCCUUGAAGGCUUUGCAAAUCCGCACACCGCUCGUCCGCAUUCGCAGUGGCGCCGUCAUGCCCGCCACCCUAUGGGGCCAGCCGGACUUCUCGCCCAUGGUGCUGGGUACGCUGGAGGACUUGAGGACCACCUGGACAGUCAGUCAGCCGGAUGUUGUGGAGAUCUUCAAUGUGUUUACCGCAGCGGGAAUUGAGUACCAGAGUGGCGACCUAAUCUCGGUUCGGGUGCUGGCAUUGAAUCCCGGCAAGGUCACAAUCAUAGCGUCUGUGAGUCUGGCAGAUGGCACCAAGCUGCCCGCCACCAGCAUGGAGCUAAUUGUUUUCGAAACACAGGAGCUGCUCGGAGCCAAGCCCAUCAAAAUGGACUCGAUUCUGGCGGCGCCCCGCAGCACGCUUCAGCUAAAGUCCAGCAUGGACGAUGCGGUCUAUAAGCUGGAUGAGCAGAGCGGCGGCAUUGUUAGCGUGACGCCAGAUGGCAUUGUCCACACAAAGGACACCGACGGCCGGGAUCUGAUAAUUGCCAAAACCGUGGACCAAAAUCUGCCCAUCGGCAUUGAGGUGAAGAACGUGCAGUACAUCCUGGUGUCCCUGUUGCCCCACAUGAAAUGCAAGAAGCUCGAGCACAAAAUCCCGCGUGGCAUGAACUUUCUGUUCGAAGUGUCGCUGCACGACAAUCUAGGCAACGAGUUCUCGCACAACGUCGAGGACGCCAAUGGGCUGCGCUACGAUCUGGCCACCAAGGAUGCGGUCGAUGCUCAGAUCGACAAUAAUCUGACAAUUGCGGAGCUGCUGCAAUGGGAGACAAACAACAUGAUUUCCAUCAGUUUAAAGGACACGACGGGCGUUAAGCAUGCUGAGGACUAUAUCAAGCUGUCCGUGGUUGAGUCGAAGAACAUCUACCCCAGCUAGACCAUUUUCUCUGUGGGCGACAUCAUUUGCUUCGAUUCACCGCUAACGUUGUCAUCGAUUUGGAGCAGCUCCAAUGAGCAGAUUGUGACGAUUAAUAAGCACACAGAUUGUGUUUGCCAAACGACGUACAAAUUCAGCGGCUCCGCUGUUCAGCUGCUGUUCCUAGAAUCGCAGGAACCUGAUCGCUGACAAUGUGUUU
Molecule: messenger RNA, 1489 nt
Organism: Drosophila subobscura
Lineage: Eukaryota; Metazoa; Arthropoda; Insecta; Diptera; Drosophilidae
Gene: Gp210
Product: nuclear pore membrane glycoprotein 210
Exons: 10
Coding region: 439-1290 (283 amino acids)
Cellular component (GO): nuclear pore
Source: RefSeq, a predicted model, not a curated record